This is a messenger RNA of Linnemannia hyalina, 1572 nucleotides long. The record is from the annotation of a GenBank genome assembly. Lineage: Eukaryota; Fungi; Mortierellomycota; Mortierellomycetes; Mortierellales; Mortierellaceae.
AUGACUCUCUCUGGCGGUCGUAUCGUGGAGGACGUAUGCUGUAUAUCCCCAGCAGCUGAUGUCCCUGCCGCCAACCCCAGUUCGGAGUUCUUGAAAAACUUACCCGCUGUGCUGGAGAAAGCUCGGGUCGAUGGAGGUAUCCCAGGCAUGAGUGUUGCCAUUAUGCACAAGGGUGAACUCGUUUUUGCUCAGGGCUUUGGAAAACGUAACCUCAAGGACCCAUUUACCAGAGAGACUGUGUCACACAUCGCAUCGGUGACAAAGUCAUUUACCGCAACAGCAAUUGGCGAACUAGUUGCCGAAGGAAAAGUGGAUUGGGAUACGACACCAGUCUCUGAAUACCUCCCCGAGUUCCAACUCAAGGACUCGAUCUUGACGUCGCAAUUGACUUUUGCUGACAUGUUAUCACACCGCACGCCAGUCCCACCCAUUGACAUGGCAUGGUUCAGGAGCAAGGAGGCGACAAGGACACACAUCACACAGCUGAAACACCUCGACUUGCCCUCCUCGAAGCUAUCGCCCACCGUCAACUACAACAACAUCAUUUACGCUGUCGCAGGAGAAGCGGCAGCCAAUGUUGCUGGAAUGUCGUAUCGAGAGUUGAUCAAAGUCAAGUUAUUCGAACCUCUGGGAUUCAAGAAUGCAGGACUUUCACAGCUGGAGAUGGCGAAACACCCCGAAUUCGCCAUGCCCUACGACGCUGCCACAUUCGAGGAUGCAAGGAACGGGAUUCGUGAAGAAGGGUACAUCGACGAGAUCCCAAUGGCCUACGCUCCUGCAGGCGACAUAUACAUGAACGUCAUGGAACUGGCCAAGUGGGGAAGAAUCAUCCUGAAAGAAGGAGAGCUCGAUGGAAAACAGGUCUUGAACAAGGAGAGUAUCCAGGAGACACUAAAGCCGCACAACAUUGAGAAUCUUCCUCAGCGUCGCCGUGACUUUGCACCGACCAUGGGAUAUGGUUUCGGCUGGAUGCUGGACUCUUACAAGGGUCGCACCAUCAUACAACAUAGUGGAUGCUACGCUGGCUACUGCUCGAAUUUGGCGUUCUACCCCGACGACGACCUAGUCGUUGCUCACCUCACCAACAUCUACGUCACCGGUCUCCCAACCAAUCUACCUUACUACAUCGCAGACGGACUCCUGGAACUCCCCAAGACGACCGACUGGAUAAACGAGGUCACCCCCAAGAAAACUCAGGAGGCCUACGACAUGCUCGCCAUGGUCAGAAACGGCAACCUCCCUGACCGUAUCGAAGGCGGGCCUCGCCGCCACAAGUUAAUCGACUAUGUCGGUGACUACAUCCACCCCGUCCAUGGCAAGAUCACAGUUACCCUCCAGGAGGAAGACAACAACGGCAGUGUCUUGCAUAUGAAAAUCAGGACCUUGGAGAGCAAGCUGGACCACUACCACUACGAAUCGUUCAAGGGAUACCUGCACGACUUUGUUCUGAAGGGUAACAUCCUUUCCACAUUCCAGACAGGCAGUAAAGGAAACGUGGAUGCCAUCCACGUUUCCUUCAUGGGUUCAGAUCUGAUACCUUUCAUGAAGAUGGAUAAGAUUCCGGAACCCUAG